AUGUCACGUAUAACACGUAUAUCUAUACUUUUACAGCCUGGAUGUAAUCGAAUAUGUCAGCAGCAGAGCUUCAAAGUCACCAAAAUCAACCAAUCGUCAUCAGCAUCAACCAGAUGUAAUUCAACAGUAACAACAACGACACCAGCAUCAUCUUUAUUAUCAGCCGUAGUAGAUGAAGCCACCAAAACCACUCUCAAGGACGCAUCUCCUCGGUCGAAACUGGCAACAUCUACAGGAAACUUUCACGUAUCGCAUCGCAAAUUAAACCAGCUAUCUCGUCUAAUAGCUCGAAUGAGGCUGCCCGAAGCCAUAAACCAAAUGCAAUUUUCCCCUAAAAGACCAGCUGUACGGGUACUAAAUCGAUUACUAUGGGCUCGUAAGAAACUCGAGACUGAAAAACACAAGCCUAGUGAAUGGAUUGUGGAUGAAGCUUGGGUGGGGAAGGGUUAUGGAAGGCUGAAGAGACCUAUAUUUCAUGCACGUGGUCGUAGAGGAAUGAUGAUUCGACCACGGGCGCAUAUGAAGAUACGGUUUAGGAAGUUGACGGCUACUGAAUUGAGACCUACUGUAGAAUCGCUGUUGAAGAACCGCAUCAAGAAGGAAACUCGGUUGUGGAUGGCUAUGGAAGAUACAAAGCCUAUACAGGUGCUGGAUCCUAUAUGGUCUGCCAAACCUUGGAAGUAUGUCACGUCGGAAAAGUGGAUUGGCCCAAAUGUAUGGGUCAAGAAGGAAUAG
Messenger RNA from Synchytrium microbalum, 735 nucleotides. RefSeq lists its product as uncharacterized. Gene Ontology annotation, cellular component: ribosome; mitochondrial large ribosomal subunit. Gene Ontology annotation, molecular function: structural constituent of ribosome. NCBI's taxonomy places the organism in Eukaryota, Fungi, Chytridiomycota, Chytridiomycetes, Synchytriales, Synchytriaceae. Gene Ontology annotation, biological process: translation; ribosome assembly. The transcript has a single exon. Bases 1 to 735 code for a protein of 244 amino acids. The record is from RefSeq and is a predicted model, not a curated record.